AUGCGGCACUCCCCUCGACCGGUCGGGUCCGACGACGACAGCGGCAGCACCACCGAUGUACCGGACAUCUUCUCCGACAUUGCUACCGAUGAAUCCUCGGACAGUGCGUCUGAGCCAGACAGUGACGACGACCCGGAAGAUCUUUCUGACGACGAUUCGAUCCUGGAUGAUGAGGAGGAACGGGAACUCCCUGCGGCGUACUUCUUACAGGAGGCUGAAUGUCUCGACGUCUCCCAACUACGGCAGAAACGCUACAGCCCAAGGACCCAGGCUAAGUUGGACGAGACACGGGAUUACUGGGACCGGUGA
Molecule: messenger RNA, 309 nt
Organism: Aspergillus calidoustus
Lineage: Eukaryota; Fungi; Ascomycota; Eurotiomycetes; Eurotiales; Aspergillaceae
Source: the annotation of a GenBank genome assembly